AUGUCGUACAUCGAGCGAAAGGCUUGGGAUCUCCACACGGAAAGGCUUGCUGCAGAGGCAAGGGAACUUGCUAAAUCGUGCAGCGGCGAGGACUCCGACGACGAUCUGAACAACGGCGAACUCGACAGCUACAGCGAAGUUUCGGACAGUGAUGGGAGAAAAGAUGCACAGGGCGAUUACAACGCUGGCAGCGAAUUCAAUAAUGGCAAGAGAGAAGAAGCCAGCUGUGACGAGGUCAAUGGCAGUAGCGCUAGCAAUAACGCCAACACCGGCGACUUUCCGUGCAGCUCUCCUUUCGUCGGCCCCAACCAUGAUAUCCAGAAUGUUUCUACACCUCGCACUUCUCAGUCUAGCCCUAGGACCCCAUCCACUAAUCACGAAAUCAUCCCUCCUUCAACCGAGAGAGAGGUCUACAUGGCUCUGCAAAGCUCUCCAUUGAGCUACUUACGACCACGCCGUCAACCUCGAGCCUCUUCCUCGCCUUAUUCUGAUGGUCAUGCCCCCACCCAGCACUCGCCUCCUCAGUGUAACCGAGCUCACCACACCCCAAACCAGUAUUUAGGCUCUUUGUCAUCGGACCACGACCACCCCUCCACGACACAGGUGCCGUCCAUUCUGAACGUCGAGCCACAGUCGCCAUACUCCCCUUACACGCUACACACUGAUGCACCUUGGGCUUGGGACGUACGCCUGAGAAUGUAUCACAUCGACACUGAGCUGCAGACCGUGGAUGCCUCAAGCCGUAUCAUUCUUGGACAAUUUAGGGCCUAUCGUCGAUGUUUAUUGGCCCAACGGGAUAGAUACCACCGCCUCCUCGUUGAAGGUCCCGAUCUGCACCCCCUCGCGAGCGACAACUAG
Coprinopsis cinerea okayama7#130 is the source of this 858-nucleotide messenger RNA. RefSeq lists its product as hypothetical. NCBI's taxonomy places the organism in Eukaryota, Fungi, Basidiomycota, Agaricomycetes, Agaricales, Psathyrellaceae. Bases 1 to 858 code for a protein of 285 amino acids. The record is from RefSeq and is a predicted model, not a curated record. The transcript is spliced from 2 exons.